Molecule: messenger RNA, 3091 nt
Organism: Esox lucius (northern pike)
Lineage: Eukaryota; Metazoa; Chordata; Actinopteri; Esociformes; Esocidae
Gene: zfyve9b
Product: zinc finger, FYVE domain containing 9b
Exons: 16
Coding region: 86-2953 (955 amino acids)
Biological process (GO): liver development; endosomal transport
Cellular component (GO): endosome; early endosome membrane
Molecular function (GO): metal ion binding
Source: RefSeq, a predicted model, not a curated record
UGGAGAGCGGAAUAGAGGGAAGUCGUCCCUGGGCUACUGAUCAAGGCUGUGGUUAGGCUACUGUUUUGUACGCUACUGUUACAAAAUGUUGAAGUUCUUCAGUACCCGAGACGAUGAGAAUGAAAGCCUCUUGGGUGCGUUGACCGAAGAUGAAUCAGAUCCUCCAUCUCUGAUGGAUGCAAAACAUCACUGGCUACACAGACCCUGUCUGCUGAUGUUCAAGGAUGGGGAUAUCACAAAACCAGGGCAGUUGGGCUGCGAACAAAUUGGAUCAGAGUCUCCUGUGAAACCCAAAGUCCAUUCUGAGGGAGUUCGAAACUCCGUGGCAGCAAAGGAGUGGCCUGUUUCCCAGCCAGAUACCUCGGCCCAGAGACUGUUGAAACAACUGGAGGAGGGAACCUGCUCCGUUGACACAAUCUCCACAUGGGGUGAGAAGCAUUUCAGGGAGUCUUCUGCCCCUGUGAUGAUAAGCCCCGCCAAAACAGUUGGGUCGGAUGUGGAGGUGGACAAGGAGAAGAGACCUCAGUUGCCCUCCUCCAAGGAGGACUCUGUGGUUGAGGAGAAGGAGCUGGAAGAGACUGGACUGAAACCACAGGACUCCCCCAUUGGUCCAGAAGACCUAGGCCCAUUCAUCCCUCCUGAUCUGGAAGAGCCUGUUGAAGGCUCCCAUGAUGCCCAAAAACAGGUCCUGAAACUGGAGCUUCAGGACCAACCUGGAGCCAGUGGACAAACUAAUGAAGAGGACCGUGCCAACAGAGUGGUGGAAGACUGGGCUACGUCCCCUGUAGCUCAAUCAGUGGAUCCAGACAAUGAGCUACAGGCCAGUCCCACCGGCAUCCUGGCCAAGGAGCGAGGCACUGUCCUGGGGGAGGUGGCCCCUGUGUGGGUCCCUGAUGCCCAGGCACUGGUGUGCAUGAAGUGUGAGGUCAGGUUCACCUUCACCAAGAGGAGGCACCACUGUCGUGCCUGUGGCAAGGUCUUCUGUUCUGUGUGCUCCGGUCUGAAGUUCCGACUUACACACCUAGAUGGGAAGGAGGGGCGUGUCUGUGUUUCCUGCCAUUCAACUCUAGUGAAAAGAACUCCUCCCAGGGGGAGGAGGAGGGUCUGGUUUGCGGAUGAGAUCCCAUCCAAUGACAAAUCAGACUCCGCCCCGUGUACACCAAUCCGAGGCCCCACCUUCUCGCCCCUGUUAUUGAGGAGGAGUAUAGCCGCUACAAUCAGAAGCGCCACUGGUUCCCCGCAGAUCAGCAGGAGGGCCCAGAUAGUAUCGGAGUCGCCGCUGCUCAAUCCUCUGCAGGAGGCAUGUGGUCCAUGUGGCUGGGGUACAGCAGCCCUGGUCAGCAACCACAUCAGCAGCUCUACUAACCUCAUCCCGCUGGAGGGCCUUCCUCCCAUCCUCACCUCCACUGGGGUCAAAGGAGACUACACAGUGGAGGAGAAGCCUUCUGAAAGGGUCCUCAUCCAGGAGCUGGAGAGCGGCAGACCCAACUCCCUGGUCUUCGUCCUCAACGCCAACCUACUGGCCAUGGUGAAGCUGGUUAGCUAUGUCAACAGGAAGUGCUGGUGUGUGACAUCAAAGGGCAUGCACGCAGUGGGGCAGGUGGAGGUGGUCGUCCUGCUGCAGUGUCUGCCGGACGAGAAGAUCUUCCCCAAAGACAUCUUCAGCCACUUUAUACAACUGUACAGGGAUGCUCUCAUUGGCAAGGUACUGAACCACCUGGGUCUCUCCCAGUUCUCCAGUAGUUUUCUGGGCAGUGAGGAGCACGCUGGCUUCCUUUGGGUGCACUCCACUCUUCAGUCCCUGCAGGGCCUUCCUAUGCCCAACCAGCCCUUCCUCUUUGGCCUGCUGGUCCUCCGGGCGGAGGUGCCCUGGGCCAAGGCCUUCCCUCUACGUCUCAUGCUCAGACUUGGGGCAGAGUACAGAUUCUACCCCUGUCCCCUGUACAGCGUGCGUUUCCGGAAGGCUCUGUUUGGGGAAACGGGACACACCAUCAUGAGACUGCUAGUGGACUUCAGGAACUAUCGUUACACUCUGCCGGUUGUACCUGGACUCACCAUGGAUCUGGAGGCACACAGAACUUGCAUUAAAAUCCCCACCAGCAGCUAUGAGGAGCUGAUGAGGGCUUUGAAUAAGUCCAAUGAGCAUGUACUGGCCAUGGGGGCGUGCUUUAAUGUGUCGGCAGACUCCCACCUCAUUUGUGUCCAGGGGGACGAUGGCCAGUACCAGACCCAGGCCAUCAGCAUCCACAAUCAGCCGCGCAAAGUUACCGGUUCCUGCUUCUUUGUGUUCAGUGGUGCUCUGAAAGCAGCGUCAGGAUAUCUGGCCAAGUCCAGCAUUGUGGAAGAUGGCCUGAUGGUGCAGAUCACUGUGGAGACGAUGUUGGAGCUUCGCAGAUCGCUACGGGAGAUGAAAGACUACGCCAUCACCUGUGGGCGGGUCAACCAAUCAGACAGCGAAGAGCAUGUUCUGAUUCAGUGGCUGGAGAAUGAAUGCGUUUUGAACAAGGGAGUCAUCAGUCCCAUCGACGGUAAGUCCAUGGAGUCCAUCAGUAGUGUGAAGAUGUUCCAGAAGUCGGAGUACAAGGCCAAUGGAAAGGUCAUCCACUGGACUGAGGUGUUCCUCCUACAGAGAGGAGAUCCUCCUGACCUCACCGACCAACCUCCAGAACACAGCCGGUUGACGGAGAGACUGGCCCGGGCUUUCUGCCUGGCGCUGUGUCCACACCUCAAGCUGCUCAAAGAGGACGGCCUGGCGAAACUGGGACUACGUGUCACUCUGGACUCCCACCAGGUUGGGUUUGUGGCGGGCAGUAAUGGCCUGCCUCUCCCAGCACCGUAUCUCAACACCCUGGACGCUGUGCUGAUGCCAGUUAUACACAGCUGGGGGCGCAAGAGGAGCACAGUCCCUGUUGUCAUGGAGCUCAUCUUCUACAUACUGGAGAACAUCUCCUAGGGGCGAGGUUCAAAGUACAAACACAUUUGCUGGAGGAAUAAGCUCUUUAAAAUGGACAUGAGUUUACCUCCUGGCUCUGUCUCAGCCAGCCAGCCAGGGUCAAAGGUUGGCUGAAGGUUAAGUGGUCUGUCUCACUGA